Pelobates fuscus (common spadefoot toad) is the source of this 2020-nucleotide messenger RNA. It is a transcript of the gene IRX5, whose product is annotated as iroquois homeobox 5. Gene Ontology annotation, biological process: regulation of transcription by RNA polymerase II; neuron differentiation; cell development. Gene Ontology annotation, cellular component: nucleus. NCBI's taxonomy places the organism in Eukaryota, Metazoa, Chordata, Amphibia, Anura, Pelobatidae. The transcript has 3 exons. Bases 252 to 1691 code for a protein of 479 amino acids. Gene Ontology annotation, molecular function: DNA-binding transcription factor activity, RNA polymerase II-specific; RNA polymerase II cis-regulatory region sequence-specific DNA binding. The record is from RefSeq and is a predicted model, not a curated record.
CAUCAACCCACCCAUCCUCCCACCGAACCUUUCCCCUCCCUCUCAGUACAGAGGAAAAGCAAGGGGAAAAAAAAUCUUGCGAGGGAGCAAAGCAGCAAGCAGAACACAGAGGGAGAGAGGGAUCAGCAGCCAGAGAACGAGAAUUAAGACUUUCAGAUUUACAACCGGUGGGGCUUCCAAAGUACCCCAAGGAGAACGGCUUCCCCAUUUUUUUCCUUGCAGUGUGUGUCUCCAAAGAUAACAGUAUAUGCAUGUGUCUUGCCAUGUCCUAUCCUCAGGGCUACUUAUACCAACCAUCUGCUUCUUUGGCUCUAUAUUCCUGCCCUGCAUACAGUACCAGUGUCAUCUCUGGACCCAGGACUGAUGAGCUUGGAAGGUCUUCUUCUGGCUCUGCCUUUUCACCCUAUGCUGGAUCUACAGCUUUCACAGCUAGUUCCACUGGCUUCAACUCUCCCCUACAGUACAGCGGGGAUCCAACUGCUGCAUUUACUUCCUAUGUGGGCUCACCAUAUGACCACAGUUCAAGUAUGGCGGGAUCAUUAGGUUAUCACCCCUAUGCUGCCCCUCUGGGAUCGUAUCCUUAUGGUGACCCAGCAUACAGGAAAAAUGCCACCAGAGAUGCCACCGCCACUUUAAAGGCCUGGCUCAAUGAGCACAGGAAAAACCCUUACCCCACCAAAGGUGAGAAGAUUAUGCUAGCCAUCAUCACCAAGAUGACUCUCACCCAAGUGUCCACCUGGUUUGCCAAUGCAAGGAGGAGGCUUAAAAAGGAGAAUAAAAUGACCUGGACUCCUAGGAACAGGAGUGAGGACGAGGAAGACGAAGAGAACAUCGAUCUGGAGAAAAAUGAUGAAGAUGACCCGCAGAAAUUAGACGAAAAGGGGGAUCCUGAUGGGGACACAGGGAAGAGAACUCCUAGCCUGGAGGAGCCUGAUCGACUAGAAGGCACUGCACUACAUGGAAAAGAAUUAAACCCCAUCAGAAGUGACUCGGAAUUAAAUGAGAUAGAGGACAGAGGUGAUCUCCUGUCCAAAGGCAAUGCCCCAACUCCUCCAUCGCUGUGUCAAACAGUACAGAUCCAGCAGACAACAGAAGAACAUCCUCUACACCAUCAUCUUCUUCAUCACCACCCAACAGUUCAGCAGCUCCAUUCCCAACACCAUCAAGCUCACCCCCUAGACCUAGCUCAUAGGAGUACCCAAAUCCAGAAUGGUACAGUCACGAGCAAUGCCACCUCAGUCAUCCACUCUCCUCCAACUUCCACCUCUAAGCCAAAACUGUGGUCCUUGGCAGAGAUAGCCACCUCUUCGGACAAGAGUAAAGAAAGCAGUUCUCCAGGACCUGGGGCAACUGCAACUCAGUCUAUAGUUGGCAAUACCUCUUCCCCAUCCAGGUCUCCCUCUGCCCCUUGCCACUUCCCAAACAACGCUGUUUUAUCCCGUCCCCUGUACUACAGUACACCUUUUUACCCCGGGUACACGAACUAUGGGUCAUUUGGCCACCUCCACAGUCACCAUGGACCCAGCACAACGCCAUCAGCCAACAGCGUCCCACACUUCAAUGGAUUAACCCAGACUGUCCUAAAUAGAGCUGAGGUCUUGACCAAAGAGUGCAAACUUAGAACCCAAUCUCAAGUAGACCUUAACAAAGACACUACUUAUGAAAUGAAGAAAGGUAUGUCCAGCAUUUAAUUAUGGCUCCUUCUGCAAGCAUUUGGACAAUUUUAAUUUAUUAUUCAUAUAAUGCCUUGACAAUUUAUCAGUUCUGCCACCGAGAAAAUACAGUAGUUCAAAUAUUAUCUGGCCAAUACAAACUUUUUCUUUCCAAAUUUUGACUGGUUUAACACGUCUUAAUCCAAACUACAUGGAAUUACAAGAUUUGUAUUAAUUUGAUUCUGUAUAUUUAAUGUAGCAAUUUUGUAUUUAAAUGGAUCAUCAAUAUCUUUGAAGUAAAUUAUAAAAUCAAGACAGUUGUACAAUGACUUAUGCUGUUUUCGGUAAUAUAAAUAUAUACAUUUCAA